Messenger RNA from Microplitis demolitor, 2373 nucleotides. Its product is annotated as RNA-binding region-containing protein 3. Gene Ontology annotation, biological process: mRNA splicing, via spliceosome. Bases 132 to 1592 code for a protein of 486 amino acids. Gene Ontology annotation, molecular function: U12 snRNA binding; pre-mRNA intronic binding. The transcript has 4 exons. The record is from RefSeq and is a predicted model, not a curated record. Lineage: Eukaryota; Metazoa; Arthropoda; Insecta; Hymenoptera; Braconidae. Gene Ontology annotation, cellular component: U12-type spliceosomal complex.
AACAGUUAUAUAUGCGUUUGUUUAUUUCUACGCACUUUGUGAAAGUAUUUAAAUAAUAAAUAUUUAUAAUAAUUAAUAAUCAAUAAUUUAUAAAUCAUUAUUUAUUUAAUGAUUAUAAAUAUUUAUUAAAAAUGUCACUACAGCAGCCUUGUGAUACACUUCGAGUGUUACACUUACCUCCGUACUUGAGUGAUGAAAAAAGAAAUGAAUUAUUUAAAAAAUUUGGUGCUGAAUGUACAAGAACAAUUAGAAGAUCAGAUUCAUAUACAACGACAUUUGUUAAAUUUCCGUCAACGGAAUUAGCGACGAAGGCAUUUUUACAAUUGCAUCAGCUGGAAAUAAAAGGACAAUAUUUGUCCGUUGAAUUCGCUAAGAAGUCAUUUGUCGGUGACAAAGAUGAUAAUUUAUUAUUCAAAUCAGGAUCGAUUGAUGUUACUGAUAAAAAUGAUAACGGAAAUGCUAAACAUUUUCAAGCCUUUAUUGAUAAAUUAAAUACCUGGACUUCGACUUAUAAUUUUUCACAGCCACCACCACCAAACAUUUCUUAUAAAUAUCCAUUACCUACGAGAAAUAUUUUAUUGAGAAUUUCUAUUCAACUUUUGAGAGAACCUGCAUUUUAUACUCAGGUUUUACAUUUAAUGAAUAAAAUGAAUUUACCGCCACCUUUUGAAGAACUUGAAGCUGAAUUUCCGAGUUUAAAAGAAGUAUAUAAUAUGGAAAAAUAUAAAGAUAUUUUUGGUAACAUUAAUGCUGAAAAUGAUUCUUUAAUGACUGAUAACUUCUACAUGAUGGGAGAUGAUGAUAACGAGGGUGAUGGAGAAAAUGAUGACGGUGACAAUGAAGACGACGAUGAAGAAGAAUCAGAAAUGGAAUCAGAUAAAGAAGAAACAAAUAAAUUAAAAGAGUUCAUUCCUGUCAAAAGAAAAUUACCAGCGACGAAAAGAAAAAUAAAAAUUCCGAAAUUUGUAAAUCCUACGAAACAUCCAACACCAAUUACUUCAAAACAAAAAGUAAUAAGGCCACAAGAUGUAUUUGAGCGGGUUCCGAUUGAAGAAACAAAAAAGAAGACUGUAUCAAAGAGCGAUAGCAAAUUACCUGAUAAAAAUUUAGAUACUAAUGUAAAUGAUCGAGUUAUUUUACAAUCAGAAGGCGGGUUUGGUUUAAUACUUCCGGCUAAAAAAACUGAUGAUGAGAAAGAAGAGAAAAAGGAAAGUGAGAAGCCAAGAGAAUUUAUAACUUCUGAAGAAUUAGCAAGUAAUCGAAUAUCUGCGAAUGAGCAAAGAUUAUUCUCAGAAUUUAAAAAUUAUCAUCCAGGCAAACCGUCAUGCCGGUUGUACAUUAAAAAUUUGUCGAAAGAAGUAACUGAAGAUGAUUUAAAUUAUAUUUAUCGAAGAUACGUGAUACCGAGUUUAGAAAACUCUGAGUCGCAAUUUAAUGUAACAUUAAUGCGUGGCGGACGUAUGAAAGGUCAAGCUUUUGUUACAUUUCAAAAUAUGGGACAGGCACAACUGGCACUUAAUGAUACUAAUGGUUAUAAACUUAAAAGUAAAUAUAUGGUUGUACAAUUUUCUAAUAUGACAAACAAAAAGUAAUAAUAUCUUGUUUAAAAAAAAUUCAUUACAAAAACGUUCCUGACAGUGAAAUUCAAAAAUUGAGACAAUUCUGAACUUUGAGUUGAAUAUUUUUAGAGCUUUAGAAUAAUUACAAGUGCAAUUAUUUUUAAUUACAAGGGCAACUAUUUCUUUUUUUUUUAUUCUUCAAACCCAAAAAAUUAUCAAAUCAAAUUAUUUUUACUCAAAAAAUAAAAAAUAAAAGAAAAUGCGCAGGAAAAGCUUACAUCUGUUGAAAAUUUUUCACUUUCUAAUUUUUUCAAAGUUACAAAAAUGUCCAACUUAAAGUUAAAAGUUGUCUCAAUUUUGGAAGUUCGAUCAUGAACGUUUUUGGAACAUUUCUGGAAUUAAUUUUUUUUUACACGGGAUCAUAUAAUUUUAUUUUAUUUUAUUAUUUUUUUUUUUUUUUUUCAAAUCAAAGCACUAGUGCUCACUAUUUAAGUUAAUUAAAGAAGAUUUUUAUACAGGAAAUACUAAAUAAUUUAUUUUUACUUUUAAUUGUCACUGAAAUCGACUGUUAUCAAAACUUUAUAAUUUUAUAUUUUUUAAUUAUCGAGAAGUGCUUCCAUUUUCAAAUAAUUUAAAGUAUUAUUUUUAACGAAUUAGAAUUUAAAAAAAAAAAUAGGUUACUUAUUAAUUGUAAUUAUGUUUAAAAGAUGUAAUAUCUUGUGUUAUAAUCGGCAGAAAAAUAAGACUUGUUGUAAAUAAAAUUUUUUCACAAUAAAUUAUUGUAAAUAAACAAGAUACUGAACUUAGCCGACGU